Closterium sp. Yama58-4 is the source of this 732-nucleotide messenger RNA. The record is from the annotation of a GenBank genome assembly. Lineage: Eukaryota; Viridiplantae; Streptophyta; Zygnematophyceae; Desmidiales; Closteriaceae.
AUGCAAGCGGGCGAUCUAAAAACCGAGUACCCCAACUAUUACGUCACAUCGGAUGCGGACCAACCGACGCCACUAGCUUCAGACACACGAUUGGAACCAGGCGGGACGUACUAUUUAAUCGAGAUACAGGGUGAAGAUUCAGCACCGCAAAUCACCACAGCGAAGUCGGCGGGUGCGGGUGCGGGCGCCGCGACGCCGGCUGCAGCCGAAGCUACGGCGGAGGAAUCAGGGAGUGAAUUUGAGGGGGUAGAUGACGACCUGCUCUCGUACUUGACCCUAAACGACACAUCCGGGCCCGACCCCGCCGUCGAUAAAGCUCGCCGGAGCUUGGACUCUCGCGUGACCAGGUUCGGAACGGAGGACCUUUCCGGCUCCCCCGCCAACAGCCCCGCGUUCCGCAGCUUCCGCGGCUCCCCGGGCUCCGCCGUCCCGUCGCCGGCGGCCAUCGCGCCGUCGCGUCGUCGGUCCAUGGGCGAGUACCCCUCGACAAUGAGCCCCAUCUUGGGGGGCGUUGCAGGCGCGCACGCAGGCGGAGGCAGCGGGGACAUGUUGGGCAUAACAAACCCGUUCCAGAGACCACUGGGCGGAUCAGGGCUGAAGACGAUGCACGCGGCCUCAAACACGGGAAGCCCAGCGGUGGGGACGGUGUCCCGGGCGAUUGGCGGGGCUGUGGUGGGUCAGCAGGGGUCGACAUCGCCAUCUACGCACCUGGAGAGGAGAGAGAGCAGAUAG